Messenger RNA from Atta colombica, 579 nucleotides. RefSeq names its product autophagy protein 12-like (gene Atg12). Gene Ontology annotation, biological process: autophagy of mitochondrion; C-terminal protein lipidation; autophagosome assembly. The record is from RefSeq and is a predicted model, not a curated record. Lineage: Eukaryota; Metazoa; Arthropoda; Insecta; Hymenoptera; Formicidae. The transcript is spliced from 4 exons. Bases 151 to 579 code for a protein of 142 amino acids. Gene Ontology annotation, cellular component: Atg12-Atg5-Atg16 complex; cytoplasm; phagophore assembly site membrane.
AAAGCAAGAAAGAAAAUUCUAGUGCAGCUUAGCUGAGUGCAGGAAUAAAAGUCAUACCUUCAGUGGCUUCAGUGCGUCUAUUUGGAUGCUCGGAGUAAUCAGCUGAUCGCGUUAUUGUGAACUGCAAAUACAAUAAGAUUACAUUGUGCCAUGGCAGCCAAGGAAGAGGAGAGAGUAAACAGUACAACUACUGAUGCAAAGAUUGAAGAGACACCAGAUAACUCAACAACGGAAGAUCCACCAACUAGUUUAGAGACCAUCCCUGAGGGAAACGCGACACGAAAUGAACUUCAGACAGCACCAAAGGACAAAUCAAAAAUUGAUAUACUGCUGAAAGCUACUGCCAAUGCUCCAAUUAUGAAACAGAAGAAAUGGUCAGUUUGUCAAGACAAUCCUAUCGGACGGAUCUCUGAAUUUGUAAAGAAGUAUCUCAAGCUGGAUCCCAACGAGAGAUUGUUUCUCUAUGUUAAUCAGACAUUUGCACCUGCUCCAGAUCAGACAGUCAAGAAUUUGUACGACUGCUACGGUGCUGAUGGAAAGUUGGUUAUACAUUACUGUAAGAGUCAAGCGUGGGGUUGA